Cucurbitaria berberidis CBS 394.84 is the source of this 2964-nucleotide messenger RNA. RefSeq lists its product as uncharacterized. The record is from RefSeq and is a predicted model, not a curated record. NCBI's taxonomy places the organism in Eukaryota, Fungi, Ascomycota, Dothideomycetes, Pleosporales, Cucurbitariaceae. Bases 192 to 2747 code for a protein of 851 amino acids. The transcript is spliced from 4 exons.
CCCGAACUAGGUGAUUGAAUUUCCACCAGUUAUUUAGACGCUAUAACAGCUGCCUAGAUCUUCGUAAUUCUGUACCACCCUUGUUGUGGACCUUUGGCACCCUAAACAUAGUUUGGCUUCGGUGGGAUACUUGAACACGACGAUGGUCGCGCGGGGCGGUUGUACACCAAAGUGGUGCUAGACUUCUCACUAUGAUUUCGCUCCAGGAUUUGACAGUUGGCCAGGUGUCUGGUAUGAUUGCAGCGGCUGUAUUCGUUGUUCAAUUUCUCGUCCCGAUAGCACUACCCGUCAUCCUACUCGGCUUGCUCCGACCACGGUCGGCCGCUGUCACGGAGUCCGCUGUAUCUUGGUCUGUAAUCGGUCGAUAUCUGCACAGCUCGUUAUGGCCUAUUAUCCUCCGAACCGACUCGGCGGCGACUUUCUCAGCCUGCAAGUCGGCUCUGUUCAUGUCGUUCUUCAAGACAUUCAUGUUAGUCUUGAUUGCAAUCGCAGCAAUCGUAACACCUCUCGGUCUAUACGAAGGCAUCGUGGCCGAACCAGUUUCAGAAGCAUCCGCCUUCCACUACAUUAAAGACACUUCAGCCAUGGGCUACGGUACUCCUCCGCGAGAUACAAACAACACGUGGAGCAGAUUGUGCGGCGCUUUCCUUCUAGUGCCUUGCCCCAAUGACGAUAAUAAAGCGACGGUGAUUGACAACAAGUCGAUGGUCUCUGUCGAUUACAGAGACGAAUGGUACAGUUCCAAGGUCCCACAAAAGGUCAUUGAUGUCUUCCAAAGCGGCGCCUCCGGCUUCGCUGAAUCCAUGUCGAGCUUGUUUGACAUCCAAUACCGAAGUUACAUCAAAUCAGUCAUCGAUGAUAACAAAAAGGGCCCCCUGAUCGAUAACGGGACGGCGCGGACCAUUGGUAACUACCAACCCCUGUCUAGUAUUCUGUUGAACGACGCCAUCAUGCCAGUGGAAGGCCUGAUUGUCGACAUGAAGAAUGGGGGGAUAGGAUUCCGGAACCACAGUGCGCCGGUGUUGAAACAGUAUGGAAGUACGUGGAGCGAGGAUCUUCUUUUCAUUGUACCGGAUACUGUAUGUGUUGAUACGAACCUGACUCUGGAUUUCCUUAUUCCAAGGACCGGGUCUGAAGGUCUCCUAGCACGAAACGGUAUACUCAAGCCGUCAAUUACCGAUCGAGGUGGCUUUAUUGAUCUCAACAAGACUUAUCCGAGAUGGCAGAUUGAUGAUUUCCAGGAGAACCCAAACUUGUGGUACCGCGCCUACCGCGCAGCCUGGCUUAGGAAUGCGUACUCGAUGGCAUACAUGAACGUCACCAAUCUUUCGAAUGAAACCACGGGCGUCAAAGCUUUUGCUUACCUCAACUCCGAGAUGAAUAAGACGUUCCCUCUAUAUUAUCCAAACAAUGAGACGACAUCCGGUUGGCUUGCCAUCGACCCUCAAUCAUUGACCGUUUCGACGUCCUUUGGCCAGUACCUUGAAGGGACAAAAGGCUUGUCGAACAAGUCUACCGUUGGGAAUCAGACUACGGAGUACAAGUUCGACACCAAGAUUCCGAUCUACCCCAAUCCGUUCAAUAUCAAUAUUACACAGUGGUCUUCCAUUGAUACGCUAUGCAGAGGCCAAGGAGGAGGUGAUUUAGCAAACAUCACUCAUAUCGUGGCCAAAUGCGGUGUUCUAAAUGGCGCACCCCGCCGUAAGGAUGGCAGCGCAUCCCUUAUGUUUGACCCAGGCUCUGCAUGGUCGAUGUCGAUGUAUACAUGCAUGUCCACCGCAAAGGCAACUAUCAAGACCGUGAAAUUCCGCUUCAACGGCACAAAUGACGAUAUGACUGGCCUUGAAGUCCUCUCCCUUGUCGACAAGACAUAUCCUAACAAAGAGUCUCAGCCUCUUUGGGGUGUUGAAAACACAGAAAUGUAUUUGAAGGAUGGCGGCCCGCUAUGGGGUCUGGUGUCUGAAGAGAAGGCCAAAACCCUGAAUUUAUCCACAGUGAGGAAGGAGAGCCUGUAUCUCCCUGGACGAGACUCGUCUAUGGGCUGGCAGAACCUCCCCGGUGCCGACUUCGCUUCGAUUGCUCUAGGCAUGGCGUACAAAACCGGCAUGAGCACAAAAGGUGUCGACUACUCCGGACAGUCCAAUCUUGCCAUGUUUAAGAAAUGGCAGGAGCUCUCCAGAACCCCCGCUUCAUCGGCCAAGAUUCUGAAUCUAGUCUGGACAGAUCUUGCAGCAAACAUGGUUGUUGGCACCAAGAGUCUUGCGCCCGGUCAGGAUUCUAAGCGCAAGCGCGACGAUGUAACGAAUGAAUCUUCCAAGACCCCACCAGUCACCAGCUAUACGAGGAGAGUCAAGUAUCACUACGCCUACGGCAUCCCCGCAUUUCUGGCUCUCGUGCUCACUGUCGGUGCUUUCACAACAACGCUCUUCUUUGUGUUCUUCUCCGGUGCUAAGCCCUCUACUAUGCGCACUUUCUUACAACACACGUCAGCUGGGCGCUUCCUUACAUCGCAAUCGGGCAUCUCUGGACAUGCUCAGCCGCAGACUGUUUAUGAAGGUAACGCUCUUCCCAGCGAUGGCGGAUACUCAGAUACCCCAACGAAUAUCUGGGUCAAGGGUGCCGGAAAGCGACGCUUUACAUUGGGCGCCGAGGGCUGGACGAGGAUUGUGCAAGAGGUUCCUGGCUAUGAGGCAAAGGGUGGAUCAACGGUGGCCUAUGCACCUAUCCCAAAUCCUACUAGAUAUUGAAAACUUCGUCUGAGUAGGUGGUGGAAGUGCGCAUGUAUCGUUGAUGAGGGAGGCAGGAGAGGAAACUUUGUCUAGCCUUCUAUACCUUCAAGCUCGGCAUUGCACCAGCCCCCGAACGUUCACCCUAUUCAUUGCAACUUUUGUAAGUAGUAUAAUCACUACUCUCGAAUUCUAGCAGUCUAGUUUCUUAGACAGCUGAUCACUGUCAAACUCUAGG